AUGGUGUACUUCGUCGGCCCACUGCGCGAGGGACUUGCCUCGCUGCUCUCCACGUGCUUCACCGCCGCACUGGUUUUGGGCAUUGGGGCGCCGUACAUGCCCGGCCUGCUUCCCGCCACCGUCAUUGCGUGGGCGGAGCGGCGACGCACGAUGAUCAUUGCACUUGGCUUCCUCAUGAACCUCGUCGCGACGAACCUCCGCCAGUCAGGCGCCUUCGAGGUGUACCUUGACGACACACGCAUUCACUCCAAGCUUGAGACGGGCACGGUGCCAACAGCAGCAGCGCUCGCGCGACAGAUUCUGGAGCGUAUCGCCGCAGCGCAGCAGUAA
Messenger RNA from Trypanosoma grayi, 330 nucleotides. RefSeq lists its product as hypothetical. Bases 1 to 330 code for a protein of 109 amino acids. Gene Ontology annotation, molecular function: thioredoxin-disulfide reductase (NADPH) activity. The transcript has a single exon. The record is from RefSeq and is a predicted model, not a curated record. NCBI's taxonomy places the organism in Eukaryota, Euglenozoa, Kinetoplastea, Trypanosomatida, Trypanosomatidae. Gene Ontology annotation, cellular component: endoplasmic reticulum membrane. Gene Ontology annotation, biological process: cell redox homeostasis.